Messenger RNA from Beta vulgaris subsp. vulgaris (sugar beet), 447 nucleotides. RefSeq lists its product as uncharacterized. The record is from RefSeq and is a predicted model, not a curated record. Lineage: Eukaryota; Viridiplantae; Streptophyta; Magnoliopsida; Caryophyllales; Amaranthaceae. The coding region runs from base 1 to 447 and encodes 148 amino acids. The transcript has a single exon.
AUGUUCGAAAGACUAGUUAAGGUUAAGCCACCAUACUAUAAGAGGAAAGCUGACCCAACCUUCUUAGAAAACUGGAUUAGGGAGUUUGAGAAACUUUUUGAGGUUGUGAACUGCCCUGAGCAUAUGAGAGUGGGUCAGGUUGUGCUACAUCUGAAAGAUGAGGUUGAUUCAUGGUGGAGAGAGAGUGGAGCUAGAUUGAGUGUUGUUGAAGGAUUCAAUUGGGGUGCCUUUGUGAUUGCCUUGAGAUGGAAGUUUUACCCUGCCUUUAUGCAGAAGCAAAAAGCCCAAGAAUUCAUUAACCUUAGGAUGGGUAGCAUGACCAUUUCCGAGUAUUACAACAAAUUCAUAGCCUUGUCCAUAUUUGCACCCGAUGUUGUAGCCACUGAGGAACUUAAGGCUCAAAGGUUUGAGUCGGGUUUAACUGAUGAGAUACAGUUGGGAUUAUAA